AUGUCGGACGAGUACGUUGUUUUCACCGACAAGCUCACGUUCCAGUACCCCGACGAGAAGCGGCUCGGGUUGAGCAACAUCGAUGUGCAGCUGAAGAAGGGCGACAAGCUGCUUCUUGUCGGGCCCAACGGCGCAGGCAAGUCGACGCUGUUGAAGAUCCUCGCCGGCAAGAAGCUGGUCAGACGCGGCCGCAUCGAGCUCUUCGGCGUCAACCCCUUCGACCUGCGCAGCAACUUCAUGUUGAACGACAAGACCAUUGUCUACCUCGGCACCGAGUGGGCCAACAACGAGAUCACCAAGCGGGACAUCCGCGUCGACGAGUUGAUCCGCAGCGUCGGCGGCGACGUCUACAGCAAAAGGAGGGACCAGCUUGUCGACCUCUUGGAGAUCGACACCCGCUGGCGCAUGAACCGCUGCUCCGACGGCGAGAGAAGACGCGUGCAGUUGUGCAUGGGUCUCCUCAAGCCCUUCGACCUCCUGCUUCUCGACGAGGUCACCAUCGACCUCGACGUCUUGGUCAGACAGAGGCUCCUCCAGUUCUUGUACGACGAGACCGACCGCCGCGGCUGCUGCAUCAUCUAUGCCACACACAUCUUCGAUGGCCUUGGCCGCUGGGCCGACCGUGUUGUGCAUCUCAGCGGCGGCGAGUUCGUCGAGGCCUACGACAGGGACAAUGUUGUGUUUGUGGACACCGACGCCGACGCCGCUGCCCGCCGCGCCCAACCCGCCGACGCGUCGGUGGCGCAGCUUUUUGUGGCCAAGGUGGCCAGUCUCUACCCGGUGGCGUUGCAGUGGCUCAGCCGCGACCACGUUACGCGGGCUGCCCAGUGA
Molecule: messenger RNA, 831 nt
Organism: Pichia membranifaciens NRRL Y-2026
Lineage: Eukaryota; Fungi; Ascomycota; Pichiomycetes; Pichiales; Pichiaceae
Exons: 1
Coding region: 1-831 (276 amino acids)
Molecular function (GO): ATP binding; ATP hydrolysis activity
Source: RefSeq, a predicted model, not a curated record